ACUCACAAACCCAGCGAGAUCAUGACCUGAGCUGAAGUCAGCCGCUCAACUGAUUGAGCCACCCAGGCUCCCCUCAUGUGUCUAUUUUUUAUAGAUGUGUCUAGAAGAAUGUUAACCAAAAUGUUAAGAUUGUAAGACCUUGAAUAGUGCUUAUUUCUUUUUGUACUUUUAUGUAUGGUUUGGAUUUUUAAAGUGAAAUGUAUAUCAAUUUAAUGAAAAGUAAAAUAUUUUAAGAAAAAUUGUGUUUUUUAACAAACAAAACUGAAAUAUUUUCCUUUCAUUGAAGCAUAUGGGACAAUGUAAAUGAGUUUAAAGUAGCACAGGUCUUCAAAAAUGUCUCUAUUUAAUUCAGAUUGAGCAUCUUUGUGUAGGCAAAACUUCCAUUUUACAUCAGUGUUCUCCAGACAUCUUAGGAAAUCACCUGGGACACUUAUGAGACUUCUGGUUCUAGAGCACCUGAAUCAGGCUCUUGGAAGAGAUUAGUUUUUAACGGAAUAAUCCAAUAUUUGAGCCCCUCAAGAGCACCGAGUUGGAAAUAAGUACAGCAUAUCACUGCAUUGCAGUAGUGUGAUGGUUCUGAGUAUUUCAUAAAAUUUGUACAAAGGCUAUAUAGCAGUAUUUUAUUCAGAGUUGCAGUUGCUUUCUGGUUUCUGCAAUUUCAUCUCACGUGGACAAGUUUUGAGACUAGACGUUUCUGGGCCAUUAUGGAUUUCUCCCUCUGCCCCUGCAGGCCAGUUUCUAUCUCUUCGUUUCAGAAUACUUGGCUCCAAGAAGAUCUGGGUUUCCAGACUGAAUGUUUAUGCAAUCACCAAAAAAAUUAUUUUAAAAAUUCUAAAGCACACUUCUAUAUUGGAACUUAUAGAUUCUUUCAAAUACAACUUUGAUCUUCACUUGAACAUCAUUGGACAGCAAAAGGAUUAAACAAUUGUGGAUUGUUCUAUUAUCCCUGCAGGAUACAUGAGACCUUUAAGGAAUUAUAUAUCACACGAAAGAAGCAUUUAAUGUGACUGAAAUCCAUGGAGGUUAGAAGGUUAGAAAGCUGACUUUCUGGUUUAUAUCCCCAGGGCAUCAACUAAUUACAACAGCUAUGGAAUCUUGUGGGGAAAUAGGGAGUGAUCUUUUGCUCCUUUCCUGUCCUUUGCUUUGCCAUUAAAAAAUCUCUCUUCCCUCUCCCUUCGGAACAGAUGGAACAGUCUGAUCAUCUGCAUGUAAGCAAUUGAAACUUGCUUUCUAGGAGAAGUUCAAUAGAAUAAAGUAUUUAUCAUUUUCAAUGUAGUUUAUGUGGCUUAUGAAAGAUUAGGAGUUAAUUCAUGAUAUAUAAUGUUGGCUUGGGAGAAAGUGACACGUUUUGUUUUUAAAGUUAUUCAGACUUAUGAAUAUUUUCAUCUUAUUGAUUCUUAAAUUUUAUGUUUCUAAAAAUCAAAGGAUAUGUGAGCAGCUAUAAUUAUGAAACAGGUGGAGAGAUGGAAUUCAAAGAAUAUUAACAUUUUUCUGUCAAGUAAGUGAAUGAGUCAUUGUGCAAAAGGUAUGAAAGAAACCUAGACCACUGGAUAGAAAAAGUUUCAUCUUUUCCUCUUCUUCUUCUUCUUCUUCUUCUUCUUUUUGAAAAGAGCAGAACAGUACAUUAUGCCAAAAGCUGAUUUUUACUUAUACUUUGCAUAAAAAUGGAUACACAAAAGCAAGAAGAGUUUGAUGCUUUGAGCUAAUUUGUCAUUUUGGACAUCAUCACAGGAUAUGGAACCCACAAUCUUCACAAAAAAGAAGAAAGAAAGAAAGAAAGAAGAAAAGAAAGAAAGAAAGAAAGAAAGAAAGAAAGAAAGAAAUUUAAAACCAUUUCAUCAUUUCCCGAAUACACAUUUCUUGGCAACUACUUCUGCUUCAAAGGUACUAUGCCUUCAUGUAUAUGCUUCACAAAAAAGGCUCCUUUAUAACAUGCAAACACGAAUAUCAGAAAACAGAUUAAACAGUCUCCAUUUUGAACUUCUUCACAAUUUCCACUGUAAUGCUUUUCAUUUAUGCUUUUUAAAAGAAAGCUUGUGGCUGGACUUUUUUGGUGGGGGUAGGGGGUCGGGAGGAAGCCUAGCUCCAAGAAAUGACCAGGAUCCACAUUCAGUGUUUUCAAAAUCACUGUAAAAUUAAAAUUGGGGUUUUUUUCUUUUUCAGUUUCAUUUACUUUCACGUUUUGUUUUGUGCACAAACCAGUGCACAAACUGGUUUUCUAGUGAACCUGAAUACUAGAAUGUAAAUUCAAAGGGAAAAAAAAUGACUGAAAAGAAAUCUUCAGUCACAGGUUCCUUUAAAGCUAUACAGAAGUGCCCUUACAAAAACAUGUCUUGUUUCUGGUGAAAUGGAUCCUUCUUUAUCUGACGUCAAGUGACUAAAUUAUUGUUUUCCUGAGAAAGACUCUUGGCUAGGAUUUCCAUUUGUCUUUAUAUUUACUUAGUGAGAGGUGUCUGUGACUAUUCACUUUCACAAAACGAAGAAAAGCAGAGGAGAGAAUCCAUGUCUUCAAGAGGCUAAAGGACAGAGUAUCGAAAUGGCCUGGAAAAUGUUCAAAAUUAACGUCAGAAAGUCAAAUGUUCACCUAGGGCUCAGCCGGGGAGAAACGAAAGAAAAAUCAAUAUGCAGCCAAAGAAUGGCUUCAUUUUUCUAGAAGGUGACCCUCCAAGAGAGUCCCUCAGCAACAGCCCCCGAGUUCCAGAAACUGUCCAGAAGCCUGAUGGUCAGCUUCAGCAUCUGUGUGGGACUCAGGCUUCUUGCCCAGUCUUUAUAGCAGCAAAAUGCAUGCGGCAGUGGUGGUGACCAGCGUGACACUGCUCCUGAGCGUGGUGCGGGCCUCUCACUCUCUCUGCUCACCCACCAUUUUUUACAGAGACUGCUGGAUCCGUCGCUUUCCGGGUCUUCUGAUUGAUCUGGAGGAGUCUCAGAAGCUGGGAGCUCAGUUCCUGAAGUAUUACUCUGAAGGCACUGGCCAGAAAUGCAGCAGGAGCUGCUGCCUUAGGAAGGAUGUUUCCUGUAACGUGGCUGUCUUCUACCAUGAUCCUAUUCACGACAAUGUCAACUGCCUCCAUAUUCACUGCCCAACAUUGGAGAGCUGUGUAUUAGAGCCUGGAACCAGUGCCAUUUUAUACAACAUAACAGAAGGUAUAGAUCCAGAUUUGCUGGUUUUUGAACAGUCACCUCCCGCAUAUCUAAAUACCCGUUCUUCAUCUAACACAGGGGACAGACUAAGGAUUCUAAAAGCUGCAAAUUUAGGUAAACAACAAAGCACCAUGAUAAACCCAAAGCUACCGUCAGUAGAGGCACCAUCAUCAAGCACACAUCGAGAUUUGGUUGUAAACACAAACAAGACCAGGUCUUCCAGGGAAUUAACCACAGAUUCUCGGGCAAGCUUCAUUUCCCUGAAUGACUCCAUUACCACAGAGGUAAAUAUGGUGUCACACAGUACUGAUUUCAUCAACAAUCCAGAUAACAAGACCGUUUCUCCUUUCUUUAUGCCAGUAGACACAAAACUUUUUCAUAGGCCUAUUCCAUCCAGACUCAACAGUAGCAAACAAUUACUGAACAAAACCAAGGGGUACAACAGCAGAAACCACACAUCUGAGAAUGAAGACAUGACACCUGAUGGGGCAUCUGUGACUCCAAAUAUGUGGCUGGCUCCAGUGGCCCUCUGUACCUCUGUCAUCUUUCUUUGCUGUUGUAUAAUCAUCUUGGCAUCUGGAUGCUGUAAAAAGCAGAGCCAGUCUAAACCAGGACAGAGAAACGUCAGGAUCCAGGCAAAUUAAAAAAAAAAUAAUAAUAAUAACACUCUGAAGGAGAACUCUUAAUAGUAAAAGUUACAGGGAGAUUGUAAGCUUUCAAGAGUAUCAUUUUUAUUUUCUGUAAGACAAGGGCAGUUUGGUUAAAAAAAAAAAAUUGCACAGGAUGCCCACUCCUACCAAUCUCUAAAAAAAGGCCAAUGCUUGAUAAAUUUAACUGCUUUUUAAAUUAUUUCCAUUUUUUGAAGUGUACCUUUUGCCAAAGUUCCAAAAUUCUGACCCCUGCAGUUAUUCAGCACUUCAUGAGAGAUAUGGUUCUAAGUGCUAUGCAUGUAUUCACUCAUUGAUUUCUUAUAACUUUAUGAGUUAGGUAUGCUUUUAUUAACCAUUAUAGUAUUAUUGUCACAUUUUACAGAUGAGGGAAAUGAGAAGAGAGGCUAACUAUCCUGCCUAAAGUCACACACCUAGUAAGUAGUGAAGCCAGGACCUAAAAGACAAUCUGGUUCAAAAGUUCAUGCUUGAAAUCACUCUCAGACUAAAAGCCUCCAUUUUCCCAAAGUGCGUGGAAAAAAGAUACAGAGAGGAGAAUACCAUAUAUGUCUACUGUCAGGGUCAAAUUAGUGUCAUCUAUGUUAAUAAAAUCUUGUAGUGGUUUGAACAGAAGAGCAUUAUUAUUAGUUACUAGCCCAUGUGCAAAUGCUUCCUAUUUUUAUAUAGGAAGGAUUUACUGUUCAAUUGAUUAAUUCUUUUUAAUCCUAAUUCAUCUUCAUUUUCUGAAGCUGACAUGGCUUUAAAUAACCUUGGUACUGGAAUCUUUGAGUUUUGUGUUGAUCUCUGUUGAAUAAAGCACGGGAGUUUUAGUUUACAUCCCUCACUUGUUUCUUAUACAUUGUUUCCCCAGGUACAAAUAUUAGCUGUAGAUAUUUCAGCUCUGUCAAAAUUUUACACCUGAUUUACCUCCCUAAAUCUUACAUUCAGACUCCUAAGUGCAGACACCUUUAAUCCAAGUCUCCACUGAUUUUAAACUUUAGGUCCUUAAUCUCAUUCCUGAAAUUCUUCCUAAAUGUGAGGACAGAUAUUAAGACAGCCAAUAAGCAUGAAGAAUAGAUAAGAGGAAAUCCUAUUAUAGGAUUAAUAAAAUAGUAGUUCUCUCUUCUAUUAAAACAAAUUGUCCAGUGGCUUAA
Prionailurus viverrinus (fishing cat) is the source of this 4942-nucleotide messenger RNA. It is a transcript of the gene MANSC4, whose product is annotated as MANSC domain containing 4. The transcript is spliced from 4 exons. Bases 2781 to 3785 code for a protein of 334 amino acids. NCBI's taxonomy places the organism in Eukaryota, Metazoa, Chordata, Mammalia, Carnivora, Felidae. The record is from RefSeq and is a predicted model, not a curated record.